CUCCCCGCCGGGCGGCAGCCGAGGGCCGCCUCGUUCCCUUCAGGGUGGGCGUUGGGGCCGCGGCCGCUGCCUCCCUCCCGCCGGGGCUGGUCGAGGGUCGGUGGGCAGGGCCCAGGGGUGCCGGCGGAUGAGCGUGGUCCGGCGGAGGCUGCGGAUGACCCGGGCGAAGGAGCUGGUGGCGUACUGCCUGCUCCUGGGGCUGUCCUUCCCCCUCCUGCUGCUACUGCCGCUCCUCUGAGAUGCACCGGGCGACGGCUUGUCCCCGCCGCGAGGGGACGGGCGGGAGGAGCCCGCGGGAGCCCCGCUGUGCCGGCCGGCGUGCGGCCGGCGACAGCAGCCCGAGGGACUGACGCCCCGGCGAGGGACGAUGAGGAGCUCGGGCGGGCUUUGCAGCGGUGCCACCCAGCCUGCGCGGGUCACACCUCUCCCCGCGGGGAGGGCCGGCCGCGGCCCCGGCUGCUCUCUGUCCGUGCGGGUGUGAUGCCGUCGCCGCGCUCGCCGCCCCCCCCCCCCCGCCCCGGCUGACGGGGACGCCUGGCAGAGCCGCGGCGUCGUAGCUCCCCUUUCGCCUUCCCAAGUUGAGCUUCAGCGGCUCGGGACCGGCGGCGCCUCCGCCCCUGAGGCGGCCUAGAUGGGCCGGCGGCCGCGGGCACUGCUACCGUAGCCCCCUCAGCCCGGGGUCGGCGGCCCGCGCCUCGCCACCCUCCCUUGCCGCGGGGCCACCGCGGGCCCCCCGCCUCCGCGCCCGCCAGACGGCGGCUGUAGCCGGGGGCAGCUGCCGGCCGCGGCGCUCGCGUUGCUGCAAAUCCGCCGCUCUGCGGGGCGGAGUGUGUCCCCGCCGGCUUGCCGUGUGGGGAGGCGGGCCGGGGGCCGGCUGAGAUGGGAGAGAGCAUGUCCAAGAGGCUGAAGCUGCAGCUGGGCGGCGAGGCGGAGAUGGAGGAGCGGGCUUUCCCCAACCCCUACCCCGACUACCAGCCCCACGGAGCCGGAGCCGCGGCCGCCGCCAGUGCGGCGGACGCCCAUCGGGACAAGGCGCUGCUCCCGCCGGAGGAGGAGGAGUCCCUCCCCUUCGGCGCCGAUGGGAAGGUCAGUGUUCGGUUCUCAAAACGGAUCCAGACAAAAAUCAAGGACCUUCUGCAACAAAUGGAGGAAGGGCUGAAGACAGCAGAUCCACAUGAUUGCUCUGCCUAUACUGGCUGGACUGGCAUUGCCCUCUUAUAUCUGCAACUGUACCGUGUCACGAAAAACCAGAGCCAUUUGCAGCGAUCUCUUGAUUAUGUGAAAAGAAUCCUUCGCAAUCUGAAUGGCAGAAGAGUUACUUUCCUCUGUGGUGAUGCUGGGCCACUGGCAGUGGGUGCAGUGGUUUAUCACAAGCUGAAAAAUGACAGUGAAUCUAAAGAAUGUGUUGCCAAGUUGUUGCAGCUCCAAAGGACAGUCAUAAGCACAGAUGCCGAACUUCCAGAUGAGCUGCUUUAUGGCAGAGCAGGUUACCUAUAUGCCUUGCUGUACCUGAAUACCGAAAUCGGUCCGGACACUGUCCCACAGUCUGUUAUCAAAGAAGUAAUAGAUGCUAUUAUUGAAUCGGGGAAAAACUUUUCAAAGGAGGAGCGGAAAACAGACCGUUGUCCCCUGUUGUACCAGUGGCACAGGAAGCAGUAUGUUGGAGCAGCCCAUGGAGUGGCUGGCAUCUAUUACAUGCUCAUGCAGCCUAUUGCAAAUGUGGACCAGGAGACCCUGACAGAGUUGGUGAAGCCAAGCAUUGACUAUGUGCGUCAUAAAAAAUUCAGAUCUGGGAAUUACCCAUCGUCACUGAGCAAUGAGACUGACAGACUAGUUCACUGGUGCCAUGGUGCCCCUGGAGUCAUCCACAUGCUCAUGCAAGCUUAUAAGACCUUUAAAGAGGAUAAAUACUUGAAAGAUGCUAUGGAGUGUAGUGAUGUCAUCUGGCAGAGAGGCUUACUGAGAAAAGGAUAUGGGAUCUGCCAUGGUACUGCUGGCAAUGGCUAUUCCUUCUUGUCUCUCUAUAACCUAACUCAGGACAAAAAGUACCUCUACCGAGCUUGCAAGUUUGCUGAAUGGUGUUUGGAGUAUGGUGCACAUGGAUGUCGUAUUCCUGACCGACCUUAUUCUCUCUUUGAAGGCAUGGCUGGAGCUAUUCACUUCCUCUCAGAUAUUUCAGUACCGGAGACUUCCCAGUUUCCAGCAUUUGAACUUGGACCUCAGAGGAGGGAGAACAAAGUGGAACAGGACAGCUAAAAGAUAAUUUUGAAAGGAAAUUGAUGCCAAAAGAGAUGAGACUGUUUAGUGCCUCUGAUACUGAACCAACUCGACUCUGAACUGAUGGAUGGAUAAACCCCUUUUCUCAACCCCCGCCUCAAAGGACUAUGAAGUCAUUAGAGCAUGAAUGGGAGAAGCCACAUUUAAGUUCUGUUGAAGUGACACCUUCAGAUACAGGACAAGAGAAGUCAAGUUUUGAACUUUCUCUCUUUUGUUGUAUUUGUCUUCUUCAGGUCUUUGACAUGCUCUGCAUGUUUAUUGGUGUUGUCUGUUGAUUUGAGUCUUGUUAGCAAAAAGCUGGUCUCUGUGUGAAUCUCUGUCCUGUACCUUCGUGCAUGACUCACAACACCAGUGUCGCUUUCUGCAGUGUGGUUACCCAGAGAGUUCCACCUUAUGCCAGAGAGUUCACUGCAGGACAUUGCCCAGCUUCACUGGUGAGCUGGCAACUUCAAAAAAAAAAAGAUGAAAAAUUAUUUUUCUGCAGAAGCUAAGGUGAUAGAGAUCAGCCUUUUUUGAUGAAGAGGUAUGAUGCCAUCUCAGUUGUCAGAAACUUAGCAGGUUGGAAGGCACCUGACUUGUAUUUUGCUGCUGUUGUGAGAGGAUUUUUUGAAAGCCUGAAAGAGAGGCUUCCUUUGGUCCUUGCACCUGGUUAGCGUGUUAGGCACUUCCAGCAGGGUGGAGAUGCUUGUCCCCACUUCUGCAAAGCCCCAUCCCGUGGCAUGAGCUUAACAAACCAAAGGUGGUGUCACCCAUAAUAACCUCCUGCUGCUGCCAAGAGCAGAGCAGGGACGGCAUAACUCUGCUUCUCCUCUCCUGUACGUGGAUUUGUAAUAAACCUGUCCUGCAGCAUCUAGUAUACAAAUGAAAAGGGAGGGCGUCAGGGCAGUUUCUCAUGCUGGUAACUCAGGAUGAGUGUUGCUUCCAUACCAAGGCGGUGAUUUGUUCUGGGCCCUUAGCUCCCUCUCCUACUCUGUUGCAUUUAGCCUAUAUAGUGUGAUAGGAACAAUAAAUACCAGCUGCUUGUGGAGGCUGCAGAAGAUUAAUGAGAAAUAUGAAACCUUUGCUAGAGGCUGUAGUUAAAGUUGAUUUCAUCUUAAAAUCCAAACAGAAAUAGCCCUUUGCACUUAGUUUUAACUGUGUUGCUAGUGCUUUGCUUCCCCUUCUAGUGUGGUGGGAUUGUGAAAUACUAGACCUGCUUCCAGGUGCUCCUGAGUAUCAGGUGCUCGGUUUGGGAGGGGAAGUGGGACAUACUGUAAGUACACUUAUAGUGGGCUUAGGUGUUCCAGUUAGUAAGUACUCUUACUGCUUGGGAAAGGUAAGUAAGUGUAGCGCACUCUCACUCAAGCUCUGUUGUCAUCCUUCCCUCAGAUCUCCCUGUGCUCUGUCAUUCCAGGUGCUUAUUUUAAUUGAUAUCUUCUGUCGGGUGGGAGUGUGACAGAUGGCAGAGACUGUGACCUUUCAGGUGCACGUUGGGAUAUACGUGACCUGUGGGCCAUCUGCUGAGCGCCAGCAUUUGCAGUCGGGCUUGGAGAUGCGUUGUCGUUCCUGCAUAAAUCUCUGAAUGGUAGCAGGUGACUUCCUUGAACUUUAUAGUGGCUGUUGCCAAAUCCUUUGGGACGUUAAUAAUCUCCACGCUCAGUUCUACUGGGCAAGAGCAGCAGUGCUGGCUUAAUGUCACAGCAUAGCUCCUCUGCUAGUUUGUCAGAUAGGACUAAAACACAGGAGCAGCAGGAGACACUUCCACCCCUGUGGCAAAGGGCAGAAGAUGAGGUGGGGAACACUACAGCCAGCUGCAUCCAUGCAACCAGGGACAAGGGAAAAAAUUUUUGCUGAAAGGCAGUGGGAAUGAGGGAAGCUGCAUGGCAAGCGGCUGGGGUGAAGCAAACAGGAGCAGAGCGGCAGAAAACGGAGGGAUCAGUGGGGAACAGGCAGAGCAGAUUACCAGGAGGCAAUGCACAGAGUGUACCAGUAGAGGCCAUCUCAAUUGAGAUGUUCCUCCGUGGCAAGCGUGCUGAGGUCUAACUCUUAGCCUGUGGAUCACUGACCCUGCCUGUAAACAACCCCAGGAGGAACCUGGCCCAGGGUGAAGUCUCUCAGAAAUCCUUGCAAAGGAGGUAGAUGGCAGCCCUGAUCCUGUUUCAGACCACCCCCACCUCUUUUUUCCUUCCCCUCCACUGUGACUGCAGAGCAUAUGGGGUGGGUUAACAGGGAAAGGGGCUUGCCAGGUCUGCAGGAACCACCUGCGAACACAGAACAGAAGCCACCGGCCUUCCCAGCAGAUCCUGAGCAUGCGUGGUACUGACCGCUUAACUGGGGGUUUGACAGGCAGGGGGGUUUUUUAUUACAAAAUUAUAUACAGAUUACAUACAUAUACGCCUUCUUGGCUGCUGAGCUUGGAAUGGCACCUGUGGGAGGUGAUUUUGGCUGGCUGGAGCCCAAGGGGAAUUAAAACUCGCUGGUUUAAAAAAUAUAUAGGUAUAUACGCAUUUAGAACAGCUUAAUACUGAGCAGAUCCCCGAGAUGCUUGAGUGCACCCGUCGAAAUAAUGAGCAAGUCAGCUACCAGCUCCUUCUGUACCGUAGCCAGCCUUCUGCUGCGGUGGGGCCUUGCACCGUCUUUCUCCACAGAAUCCUCUUGGAAUUGAGCAAGACUGGAAACGUAAUGUAUUGAGUCAGGAAGUACCUGACAGUGCGUCUGCCUCGUCUUCCUGACGUGAAUUUCCCUGUGGCUCCUUUCUGUUCAUCACAGCGUUGUGAUAUUUAGGUGGCCCAUUAAGAAAGGAUACUGUGUGAAGGUGAAAAAAUGCAUUUCACCAAGGCAUUGUUUUCAGAAAUCACAUCAAACUAAAAAUAUGGAAAGUGUCUCAAUAUUCCCUGGUUUGCUUUGUCUGUGUGUAAUAGUCCAUCUGUUGCAAAAAGCAGUAGUGUUAAAAAUGGAGAUGCUCUUUGGGCAGAAAAAGAGGAAAAAAAAAAUGCUGAUGUUUUGUUCUUUGGCUUUAAUAGUAAAGAUCAAGCUAUGUGGUGG
Grus americana (Whooping crane) is the source of this 5301-nucleotide messenger RNA. RefSeq names its product LanC like glutathione S-transferase 2 (gene LANCL2). The coding region runs from base 880 to 2256 and encodes 458 amino acids. The record is from RefSeq and is a predicted model, not a curated record. Gene Ontology annotation, cellular component: plasma membrane. Gene Ontology annotation, biological process: peptide modification; carbohydrate metabolic process. Lineage: Eukaryota; Metazoa; Chordata; Aves; Gruiformes; Gruidae. The transcript has 9 exons.